This is a messenger RNA of Trematosphaeria pertusa, 1438 nucleotides long. Its product is annotated as alcohol dehydrogenase. The record is from RefSeq and is a predicted model, not a curated record. Gene Ontology annotation, molecular function: oxidoreductase activity. The coding region runs from base 94 to 1212 and encodes 372 amino acids. The transcript is spliced from 2 exons. Lineage: Eukaryota; Fungi; Ascomycota; Dothideomycetes; Pleosporales; Trematosphaeriaceae.
UCAUCCCUUUUACCCGUCCUCCCUUACUUGAACCGAGCGACUUUAAAUCCUCUGACUUGGACCUACGUACGACGACUGACUGCCUGGAUCAAAAUGGCUUCACUAAAUAUCCCUGAGGAAAUGCUCGCGGCGCAAGUCGUCGAGUUCAACAAACCCUACAAAGUUCACUCCAUCCCCGUCCCCCACGAGCUCGCCCCCAACGACCUGCUCAUAAAAGUCGCCGUUGCCUCCCUGUGCCACACUGACUUCAUGGUACAAUCCGGCGUCUUUGGCGACAUCCCGCGCACCGGUAGCCACGAAGGCUCUGGCACUGUCGUCGCAGUCGGGUCCUCCAUCUCUCCAUCCCAAUUCCAGCCUGGCGACCGCGUCAUGGCGGGCAUAAUUUACCACGCGUGCGGCGCGUGUGGCGACUGUCUCGGCCCGGACGAUUAUACCCAGUAUUGCAGGAACAGCGGCGGGUACUGUGGGGUGUUUGGCGCGGACGGUUUCUUUGCAGAGUAUGCGCGGAUCGAUGCGAAGUGGGCAGUCAAGAUGCCGGAUCGGGUCAGCUUUGAGACGGCGGCGCCGUUGGCGUGUGCCGGAUGCACAGUGUAUCGAGGCGUUAUACUCGCCGGGCUGAAGAAGGGCGAAUGGCUUGGUAUUGUGGGCAGUGGGGGCGGACUAGGCCAUCUCGGCGUGCAAUUUGCCAAAGCGCUGGGUCUCAACGUCGUCGGCAUCGACGCGCGAGACGAAGGGCUGGAGCUCACACGAAAAGGCGGCGCAGACGUCGUCAUCGACGCGCGAAUCGGCCACGACAAAGUCGUCGACGAAGUCAAGAAAGUCACAAACAACGAAGGCGUAGCUGCAACCAUCAACGUCAGCGACGCCGAAAAAGCAAUGGCGACAAGCUGCGCUGUCACUCGCAUGCACGGCACGGUCUUUCAAAUCGCACAGCCGCCAACAGUCUCCAUUCCCUUCCAGGAGCUCAUCUUCCGCGAUAUCCGCGUGCGAGGCUCCUUGAUCUGCUCCGCACAGGAGGCUGCAGACAUGCUUGCACUUGUUGCUGAGCAUGGCAUUUCCGUGAACACGAAUGCUUUCAAGGGACUCGGCGAGAUAGAAGAGUUGAUUGAGUUGGCGGAGAGCGGGAAGAUGAAGGGCAAGGGCGUUGUUGUCAUGGAUGAGGAGCAGGUGAAAAGGGAGAAGGAGAAGGUAGGGGGUGCGAAGUUGGCGUGAGUGUAAGGAAGCCAGAUUGAGGGCCAGGCGAAAGGAGUCAGUUGUUGGAGGGUGAUGAGAUUUGUGGUAGUGAUGGCUCGAGGGGCAGUACAGGAAGCCGAAGGAGCUUGUUGUACUGUACGCAUCGUGGAUGGAGUGAAAAGAAAGGACCAUGAAGUUCAAAUGUUAAUCGCUACGUGAAACUAAGUCUACUCCGGUAUAAUGCAUACGUUAAUCGAUACCAAAU